GGCGCUGGGCACAGUCGGAGUCGCAGUCGCCGGUGCCGCUGGGAGAGGAGGGGGAGGUUUGUCUGCCUGCUCAUCGCCGCCGGGACAUGCUCGCAGCCUGACUGACCGCAGGUGGCCGCCGCGCCCGGGAGACGAAUGACGAAACAGUUGCUCCUCCUGUUCACACAUCGGGGACUCGUCAGCCGAGGGGGCCGCAGGGGGAAGCGCCGUCGAAAAUGGCCUCGUUCAGCAUCCGCGCCGCGCGUCCUGAGGACUGCCCCGACCUGCUGCGACUGAUCAAGGAACUAGCGAAGUACGAGGAGAUGGAGGAUAAAGUGGUGCUGACUGAGAAAGGUAUAAAAGCGGCAGCCGCUCGGCGGGUUGGUAGCCUGCUGACGGGGUCUGUAGCUCUUUAUUCUGCUUUUCUAGAGCUGCUUGAGGAUGGUUUUGGUGAGCACCCUUUCUACCACUGUCUGGUUGCAGAAGUGCCAAAAGAACAGUGGUCACCUGAAGAACACAGCAUUGUGGGCUUUGCCAUGUAUUACUUCACUUACGAUCCAUGGAUUGGAAAACUGCUGUAUCUUGAAGAUUUUUAUGUGAUGGCUGAGUAUAGAGGACUUGGCAUUGGGUCAGAAAUUCUGAAGAACUUGAGUCAGGUCGCCGUGAAGUGCCGCUGCAGCAGUAUGCACUUCCUCGUUGCAGAGUGGAAUGAACCGUCCAUCAGGUUCUACAAGAGAAGGGGUGCCUCUGAUCUGUCCACCGAGGAGGGGUGGAGGCUCUUCAGAAUCGACAAACAAUAUCUCUUGAAGAUGGCAACAGAAGAGUGAGAUUAUUCUGGCAAAUAAAUUCUUUCUGCGAAUAUAUAUGCUCUCUGAAUAAACUCCUUGCUUUCUGUGUACAGUUUGUAGUGGAAUAUAGUGUGGAUGCUAAUAAUGAAAAUGCUAUGCAGGUGUUGUCAUAGAGUAAUUGGUACUGUGAUCUGGAGUUACCUGUGAAGCUGUAUGUGUGCUCAUGUGCAUUCUUUACCAGUGUGGGCUUGUAAUCUUUGUAUAUGGAAACUUCAUUCUUGUAAGUGUCAUUCAAAUGUGUACAAUGUACACACUGGUAGGGUUUGUUUUAAUUAUUGCCUUUUAUAAAAAUAAAUAGUUUUCACUUCA
Molecule: messenger RNA, 1136 nt
Organism: Phalacrocorax carbo (great cormorant)
Lineage: Eukaryota; Metazoa; Chordata; Aves; Suliformes; Phalacrocoracidae
Source: RefSeq, a predicted model, not a curated record